Sebastes umbrosus (honeycomb rockfish) is the source of this 2036-nucleotide messenger RNA. RefSeq names its product fatty acid desaturase 2 (gene fads2). Gene Ontology annotation, biological process: lipid metabolic process. Bases 288 to 1640 code for a protein of 450 amino acids. The transcript has 13 exons. NCBI's taxonomy places the organism in Eukaryota, Metazoa, Chordata, Actinopteri, Perciformes, Sebastidae. Gene Ontology annotation, molecular function: oxidoreductase activity, acting on paired donors, with oxidation of a pair of donors resulting in the reduction of molecular oxygen to two molecules of water. The record is from RefSeq and is a predicted model, not a curated record. Gene Ontology annotation, cellular component: membrane.
CGAAUGAUCGGCUCGGAAUUUGUAGUGAAUGAGUGGGUGAAUGAGUCCGUGAACACAUAUUGGGGAAGACAAGAGGGAUGAAUUUAGGCAUGUUUACUAUGUGAGAUGUGUCUGAACGGAACCGGGAGCGGAUAGAUGAAGUGAUCCGGUGGGUUGGUGUGUCUGCAGCCCGGAGAGAGAGAGUAAGACCAAAACCUGGAGAGACUGUGUCAAAGUUUUUUGUGGCUGACUGGCCCUUCAGUGUGCAGGUGGACCCAGGCCAGAGGCAGCACUAGUGAGGAGGGAGAAUGGGAGGUGGAGGCCAGCUGACGGAGCCAGGAGAGCAGGUCGUUGGGCGAGCUGCUGGUGGAGGUGGAGGUGGUGUCUACACCUGGGAGGAGGUGCAGAGCCACUGCAACAGGAAUGACCAGUGGAUGGUGAUCGAUCGAAAGGUUUACAACAUCACACAGUGGGCCAAGAGGCACCCAGGAGGGAUCCGGGUCAUCAGCCACUAUGCUGGAGAGGACGCCACGGAGGCAUUCGCUGCUUUUCAUCCCGACUUAAAGUUUGUGCAGAAGUUCCUGAAGCCGCUGCUGAUCGGAGAGCUGGCAGCGACGGAGCCCAGCCAGGACCGAAACAAAAACGCGACAAUCAUACAGGAUUUCCACACUUUACGUGGAAAGGUGGAGAGGGAGGGUCUGUUUCGAGCUCGGCCUUUGUUCUUCUGCCUCCACCUGGGUCACAUCCUGCUGCUGGAGGCUCUCGCCUGGCUCAUCAUAUGGGUCUGGGGAACGAGCUGGACUCUGACGUUUCUGUGCUCUGUCAUGCUGGCAACCGCUCAGUUGCAGGCUGGAUGGCUGCAGCACGACUUUGGCCACCUGUCUGUCUUUGAGAAGUCCAGCUGGAAUCACGUGUUGCACAAGUUUACCAUCGGUCAUUUGAAGGGAGCGUCUGCCAACUGGUGGAAUCACCGGCAUUUCCAGCAUCACGCUAAACCCAACAUCUUCAGUAAGGACCCUGAUGUCAACAUGCUGCACGUCUUCGUAGUUGGAGACACUCAACCCGUGGAGUACGGCAUAAAAAAGAUCAAAUACAUGCCCUAUCACCACCAACACCAGUACUUCUUCCUUGUUGGACCGCCGCUUCUCAUUCCAGUUUACUUCCACAUUCAGAUAAUACGCACCAUGAUCUCCCGCCACGACUGGGUGGACCUGGCCUGGUGUCUGUCUUACUACCUUCGCUACCUGUGCUGCUCUAUACCCAUGUAUGGCCUGUUUGGCUCAGUGGUGCUCAUCAGCUUCGUCAGGUUUCUGGAGAGUCACUGUUUUGUGUGGGUGACUCAGAUGAAUCAUCUGCCGAUGGACAUCGACCACGAUAAGCACCAGGACUGGCUGUCCAUGCAGCUACAAGCCACCUGUAAUAUCAAGCAGUCCCCCUUCAACGACUGGUUCAGCGGACACCUCAACUUUCAAAUCGAACACCAUUUGUUUCCCACGAUGCCCCGCCACAACUACCACCUGGUGGCGCCGCUGGUCCGUGCACUGUGUGAGAAACACGGGAUUCCCUACCAGGUGAAAACAAUGUGGCAAGGCGUCGCUGACGUUUUCAGGUCACUGAAACACUCAGGCGACCUCUGGCUCGACGCGUAUCUCCAUAAAUGACAACUUGUACUCUCUACACUAGAAGGAGUGAUGUUUUCCUCCUCUUCUGCAUCAUACAUUGAUUGUAUCUGUUUGGUUUUAUAAUCCAGUUGAUGGUGUGGGAAUGACCUUUUUUUAGUGUCGGUGUUAUAGUUCAGUUUUUUCAGAUUUUUAGUGCUCACAGGAUUUCUCUGAAUUGCCUUACAGUGAACAACUCUAGUACUGUGUUAUAGAUACAAUUGUGAUACUGAUUGUGAGGUAUUUAAAGUGAUGUUUUUUCAUUAUCUAUCUUGUGAUACAGUUUGAACAAUAAUAAUUGAGGAUUAGUUAAAGUUACUGUACUUAAUUUAACUUCCUACUUUACUUGCAAUUCUUUGUUCUGAUCUUACAGUAUCAAAUAAAGGAUCUGUAUUGACU